CUUAUUGGAUUCUCAAAUAUUCAGGCAGUGUCAUAAUCGGUUGGACUUGGACACUAGCUGCUUCUUCAGCUAGCUCCGUUCCUCCUCCAUCUCAUUCUCAUUCUCCCAAAUCUUCAUUCACAAGACAAAAUGGGUUGUCAUGGUAGCAAGGAGAAAAAAUCAAACACUUCCUAUGGAUCAGCAGCCACUGGUAGUGGUAGUGGUAGUGGCAGUGGUGGUGGUUACAACACUGUUCAGCCAUCACCACCUACUACCGAUCAGGUUCAAGCAUCAGCACAGACUCCAGAAAACCGAAAAGCUUCUCCUACAGUGCAGAAGAAAGCAGACACAAGCAUCGUGGGGAAACCCUUUGACGACAUAAAGAAAUACUACAGUAUAGGGAAGGAAUUGGGAAGGGGCCAAUUCGGGAUAACGUAUCUGUGCACGGAGAAUUCGAGCGGGGGGACGUACGCGUGCAAGUCGAUACUGAAGAGGAAGCUGGUCUCGAAGGCGGACAGGGAGGACAUGAAGAGGGAGAUUCAGAUCAUGCAGCAUUUGUCGGGGCAACCCAACAUUGUCGAGUUCAAGGGCGCCUUCGAGGACCGCUUCUCCGUUCACCUCGUCAUGGAACUCUGCUCCGGCGGGGAGCUCUUCGAUCGUAUCAUCGCCCAGGGUCACUACUCCGAGAGAGCCGCUGCCUCUCUCUGCCGCUCCAUCGUCAACGUUGUCCACAUUUGCCACUUCAUGGGCGUCAUGCACCGCGAUCUCAAGCCCGAGAAUUUCUUGCUCUCUACCAAGGACGACCACGCCACCCUCAAGGCUACUGAUUUUGGUCUCUCUGUCUUCAUUGAACAAGGGAAGGUUUACCAUGAUAUGGUUGGCAGUGCUUACUAUGUUGCUCCUGAGGUAUUGCGUCGUAGUUAUGGAAAGGAAAUAGAUAUUUGGAGCGCAGGCAUCAUAUUGUAUAUUCUUCUGAGUGGUGUACCGCCUUUUUGGGCUGAAACUGAAAAGGGAAUAUUUAACGCCAUAUUGGAAGGUGAAAUUGAUUUUGUAAGUGAACCAUGGCCAUCGAUAUCAGACAGUGCUAAAGAUCUAGUCAGGAAGAUGCUGACACAGGAUCCAAAGAAGCGGAUUACUUCUGCUCAAGUUCUUGAACACCCAUGGAUGAGAGAAGGUGGAGACGCAUCUGAUAAACCAAUCGAUAGUGCAGUUCUAUCCAGAAUGAAACAAUUCAGGGCAAUGAAUAAGCUCAAGAAGCUAGCAUUGAAGGUUAUCGCUGAAAAUCUAUCAGAAGAGGAGAUUAAAGGUCUCAAAGCAAUGUUUGCCAAUAUGGACACUGACAGUAGUGGCACCAUCACCUAUGAAGAACUGAAGACUGGCUUGGCUCGAAUCGGAUCAAGACUAUCCGAGGCUGAAGUGAAGCAACUCAUGGAUGCUGCUGAUGUUGAUGGAAAUGGGUCAAUUGACUAUCUUGAAUUCAUUUCUGCUACAAUGCAUAGGCACAGACUUGAACGUGAUGAACAUCUUUACAAAGCAUUCCAGUAUUUUGAUAAGGAUAACAGUGGAUAUAUUACUAGAGAUGAAUUGGAGACUGCUAUGACCCAACAUGGAAUGGGUGAUGAAGCAACAAUAAAGGAAAUAAUCUCUGAGGUGGAUACAGAUAAUGAUGGGAGAAUAAACUAUGAGGAGUUCUGUGCAAUGAUGAGAAGUGGAAUGCCACACCAGGGACAGCUACUUUAAAUCCACUGAAUUAUCAUUAAUAAUUCAUAAUGAAAGCCGAUCGGUUGAGCAGUGACUUAUUAUUGUUGGGAAAAAGCAUUAUCUCCAGGAAUGUGUGACAGGCCACUUCAUGCAUCGAUGAUUUCUAUGCAAUCCCAAUUUUCGUACUAGGUUGCUAUUGUGCCUGUCAUGCUAAAAGUGGAUUUCUUGUUCUGUACUUCUGUAUACAUUUAGUUUCCGGCUGUCACAUUUUGCAAGUGUCUUAUCGAAGCCUGAAUUUUUAUGUUAAAGAUAUAAGAUACUCUGAUAUCGUAUGGAGUUGUCAUCUUUAUUAUGGCUGAGUUACCUGAGUAAAUGAGUAAUCAGGGAAGGGAACUAUUUCCCUUAACCCGUAUAUGGAAGUGCAA
This is a messenger RNA of Glycine soja, 2105 nucleotides long. RefSeq names its product calcium-dependent protein kinase 2-like. Gene Ontology annotation, molecular function: ATP binding; calcium/calmodulin-dependent protein kinase activity; calcium ion binding. The coding region runs from base 130 to 1719 and encodes 529 amino acids. The record is from RefSeq and is a predicted model, not a curated record. Gene Ontology annotation, biological process: protein autophosphorylation; peptidyl-serine phosphorylation; intracellular signal transduction. Gene Ontology annotation, cellular component: nucleus; cytoplasm. NCBI's taxonomy places the organism in Eukaryota, Viridiplantae, Streptophyta, Magnoliopsida, Fabales, Fabaceae. The transcript is spliced from 8 exons.